Mauremys mutica (yellowpond turtle) is the source of this 474-nucleotide messenger RNA. RefSeq names its product ribonuclease-like. Gene Ontology annotation, molecular function: nucleic acid binding. The transcript has 2 exons. The record is from RefSeq and is a predicted model, not a curated record. NCBI's taxonomy places the organism in Eukaryota, Metazoa, Chordata, Testudines, Geoemydidae. The coding region runs from base 1 to 474 and encodes 157 amino acids.
AUGGGUUUACGGAAAAUCGACCCUGUCAAUCCAGCAACAGACACAGACAUGGCUCUGAGGGGACCCUGCCCUGUGCUCCUGCUGACCCUCGCCCUGCUGGCUGCCUCUGUGGCUCUGACCCUCGGACAGAGGUGGAACCCACUGAAUGACGUAUUCCGGAGAAAACAUGCGGACUUCCCCAAGACCGUCUCCACCAACAACAACGCCUAUUGCAACAAGAUGAUGUGGGACCGGGUGAUGUACUUGAAAUACAGCAACACCUUCAUCCAUGCGGAGGAAAAGGAUAUCAGAAAAGUCUGCACAACGGCUGGGUUAUCCGCCGGGCCCUACCAGUACGAGAGCAAGAAUCCCUUCAGCAUCACCAUCUGCACAUUGAACCCCUGGAGCUUCUCUUACACCGGGACCAGCGUAUCACAAAAAAUCGUCAUCGCCUGCUUGAAUCGUCUCCCUGCUUUUUAUGUGACGAGCAUAUAG